Messenger RNA from Oppiella nova, 908 nucleotides. Lineage: Eukaryota; Metazoa; Arthropoda; Arachnida; Sarcoptiformes; Oppiidae. The record is from the annotation of a GenBank genome assembly.
GCGAUUUGUCACAAAAUAAUUGUUUUUUGUUUACAUUUUGGGGUCAAAAGGAUUACGUGAAGAAGACUGACGAAGACAUCAGUCAUUUGAGACUCGAUUGCAGUGAUAGUGAUGUCAAGAGGCGGUCGAUCGGGUGCUAAGAAAAGAGGUGACAAUACUCUGACAUUUUCGUUGGAAUCGAUUGGUCUGACACGUGGUGAUGCCCUCCCGCCGCCGACACUCGUCCCUCCCCUCAACUACCCGUCCAUUGACGCCAAAGCACUUGCACUCCAUGACAACGAUGUGGACAACUAUUUGCUGACUUUGAAGCAGGAGUUGAGGCAAUCGUUGACGACAUCCAAGUACUACAUCAGUGCUCCCAAAGAGAGGCCACACAUCGAGAGGUAUUCCGAUAAAUACGAAAACAUCGCAAACGAGACGCCAAUCAAUGACAACGACAUCCAAAUCGAUAGCAGAAUAUUUGCCACAGAAUUGCUUCCGAAGAGACCGAAAAGCAAAACGAAGACACAGACGAAGAGCACUAAGGAUUUGGACCAAAGAUUAGACAAAUUAAUAGAAGACGAAAAGGAAGACAAAAGCGAUGACCAAAAGAGUGAAGACGAGGCGGACAACGCUUCCGACGCCGAGAAAGUGGAAGACGUGGAGGAUAUCGAAGAAGGAACUGAUUACACGUUUUCAUACUUCGACAACGGAGAGGACUACUUGGAUGAGUCCGAUGACAACAUGGAUGAGGGACCCACCUAUUGAUCACUUGUCCCACACUAUACCAUUUGUAUAAUACAUUUUCAAUGAAAUAUUUUAUACUAAAUGACACGAGUAUUGAUCGUUAUAGUAGUCAUCAAUUAAUUAAUCAAUUAUUAAUUGAAUUGUAAAAUAUAAACAUUUAAUAAAAUUGUGUAAAACAUAUA